This is a messenger RNA of Frankliniella occidentalis (western flower thrips), 1441 nucleotides long. RefSeq lists its product as uncharacterized. NCBI's taxonomy places the organism in Eukaryota, Metazoa, Arthropoda, Insecta, Thysanoptera, Thripidae. The record is from RefSeq and is a predicted model, not a curated record. The transcript has 6 exons. Bases 26 to 1441 code for a protein of 471 amino acids. Gene Ontology annotation, molecular function: beta-glucosidase activity. Gene Ontology annotation, biological process: carbohydrate metabolic process.
UGGCCGGCCCAGAUCAGCGCCGGCCAUGUGGAUCCUGCAAGUGGCCUGCCUGGCGCUGGCCGCCUCCGCGGCGGUCGGGUCGCCGCAGAUCUUCGGGAUCCUGCGGGCUGCGGACGAGGUCCGCGGCAACGGCACGGACGACGACGAUGCCAAGUACACGCUGCCCAAGGACUUCCUCCUGGGCGCCGGCACCAGCGCCUACCAGGUGGAGGGCGCCUGGGACGCUGACGGCAAGGGAGUGAACGUGUUCGACUACUACUACCACAGCAAGAACUACUCAGUGAGCAGGACUGGCGAUGUGGCGGCCGACCACUACCAUCGUUACAAGGAGGACAUCGCCCUUGCCAAGAAGAUCGGGCUCCAGAUCUUCCGCUUGUCCAUCUCCUGGGCUAGGAUCUUCCCUAACGGCACCAGGGACCUAGGCAUCAACAAGAAGGGCGUCGACCACUACCACGACGUCAUCGAUGAGCUCCUCAAGAACAACAUCGUGCCGUUCGUCACCAUCUUCCACUUCGACUACCCACAGGCUCUGGAGGACAAGUUCGGCGGCUGGUUGAGCGAAAACAUGACUGACGCCUUCGAAGACUACGCCGACUAUCUCUUCGAACAGUACGGUGACAAAGUGAAGCUGUGGCUCACCAUCAACGAGGCCUCCAUGUACUGCAACUUGAAUGGUGCUAUGGGCAUGGUACCUCCCGGCACCAUAACCGACAACAACAAGAGGAUGUUGUGCCUGCACAACCUCAUUAUUGCUCACGCCAAGGCCCACAAGAUAUACAAAGAGAAGUACCUCAAGAAGCAGCAGGGCAAGGUCGGCUUUGGUGUCGGACCCAACUUCUCCCGACCGAACUCUACGGCCGAUGAGGACGUGGCCGCGGCCGAGAAGGCCAACAUGGUACAAGGCAUCGGUCUCUCCAUCGAGCCUCUGAUUAACGGCGACUACCCUGAGGAGGCGAAGACCAGCGGCAGGCCCACCUUCACGGAUGAGGGUGCGUGGACCCUUCGUGAGAUUCCUAAAUGGGUGAACAAGAAAUGGGAUAUACCAGUCUUAUUCACGGAGAACGGACUCGCCAGCGGAUCUGAUGUCGACGACUGGGACACGCGCGCCGUGUACAGCAGCGCGUACCUUCGGGAGCUGGCUGCUGGCAUCAACGAGGACGGCAACAAGGUCAUUGGCUACACCCUGUGGAGCUUCAUCGACACUUUCGAGUUCGGCAGUUACGACAUGGGCUGGGGCUUGGUCUCAGUAGACUACAAGAACGGCACUCUCACCCGCACCCCGAAGAACUCCUGGACCUUCUUCAAGACCGUCGCGUUGACCCGAAAGGUGCCGCUGGUGGAGGCCGGCUCCGACCCCUUCCCGGAACCCAGCAGCGCAGCCGCGGCCACCAGCUCCCUGCUGUUGGCCACAGUAGCUGUGUUGAUUUCUCGUUGGCUUUAA